AUGACGUUCCACAAGAUGACUAUGAAGGUGGAUGAGAAGUUUGAGCAGUAUGUCAGCCGUCUCAAGAUUCAAGGACGCAAAUGUGGCUUCAGUGGCCCAGGAUUAGACAGUGAAGUGCGUGACCGAGCUAUCGCUGGAUGUAAGCCCAGCCUACAAGAGAAGCUGCUUCAUCAAGCGCUGGAGAAGGGUGACAACCUUUCUCUGCAGCAGGUUCUGACCAUGGCAAGAGUGUGGGAGGAAACCAGACGUGUGACACAAGAAAUGUCAUCACAGCCAGAGGGUCAUACUGCGAACAUGAUGAAGAACAUGAGCCACCAGGAAGAGCAGCAUGUGCAUCUGAUGCAGAAGACCAGGCCAGCCACUCACAUUAAGGACAACAGAGGACAGGAGGACAAGCCCUGCACGGCCUGUCAGUUCCGUGGACACAGUGCUGGUGGUCCGCGGUGCCCAGCACGAGGAAAGAAGUGUGCAAAAUGUGGUGGUAUGGGCCAUUUUGCUCGAUGCUGCAAGACGAGGAUGCCAAGACAGCAAAAGGGCGGCAGAGUUCAUGCAGUCGAAGCUGGACAGACAGAGAUGCACCUGAACCUGUGGGAAGUCAGUGACAAGCAGGACCUGCAGGAAAGGGGAAGCAAGGUGUCCGUGCUGGUCAAUGGAUGUGAGCUGCAGAUGCUGAUUGACACAGGAUCCCCAGUGUCAAUUGUGAGCCGGGACAUGAUGGUACCUGGUCUCGACAUCCGACCAUUACAGCUGAAGCUGAAGUCCUUCACAGGUCACAUGAUUCCACUAGUCGGUGAAGCAGAUGUGAAAGUCUCCGCAGAGCAGGGAGUGCCAAGGAAGCUGUGCUUGGUGGUGGCUGACAUGACUGGAAGGAGAGCCCUGAUGGGAAGAGACUGGAUUCAGGCGCUGAGGGUGACAGUACCAGGAUGUGUUGGAGUCAACAUGAUGGAACAAGAGCCGCUGGAAGUGGUUCUGGAGAAACACAAGGAAGUGUUUGAAGAGGGACUGGGCUGUGUCAGCAUCAAAGCUCAUCUGACACUGAAGCCAGAUGCAAGACCGGUGUUCCGGAAAGCGAGACAAGUCCCACAUGCUCUGUUUCAGAAGGUGGACGCAGAGCUGGACAGGUGGCUGAGAGCAGGUGUGGCAGAGAAAGUGGACAGGAAUAUCAACACAGACUGGGGAACGCCGCUAGUCCCUGUGCCGAAGGCGGAUGGAAGUGUUCGACUAGCUGCCGACUACAGGAUCACAGUCAAUCCGCAGCUGAUGGUACAGAAACACCCUCUACCCACACCUGAAGAGCUGUUCGUGAGGAUAAAAGGGAAGAGAUUCUGCAAACUAGAUCUAAAGGAUGCAUACUUGCAGAUGGAGCUCGACGACGAGUCGAAGAACAUGACGACUGUCAACACACACAAGGGACUCCUCCGCAUGAACAGGCUACCGUUCGGGAUAAGUGCCUGUGGCGACAUCUUCCAAUCAGCCAUGGACCGAAUCUUGGAGGGACUGGAUGGAUGUGUCAACUACUUGGAUGACCUACUGGUGAUGGGAGGCACAGAGGAGGAGAUGUUGAAGUCGCUGGACCAGGUGCUGGCGAGACUGGCCGAACAUGGAGUGCGACUGAAGAGGAGCAAGUGCCAGUUCAACCUCAAGGAGGUGACGUAUCUGGGAUGGCGGAUCUCAGGGACCGACCUGAAGCCAGUGCCGGAGAAGAUCGAGGCUCUCCUGAAGAUGCCAGAGACCAAGGACGUCAGUGAACUGCGAACACUGCUCGGUAGUUUGAACUACUACCAGAGACUGAUCCCGAACAUGGCAACAACUCUGGCGCCUCUCCACAACCUGUUGAAGAAGGAGGUGAAGUGGAAGUGGAGCCGUGAAUGCAAGAGAGCGGUGGAAGAGAUCCAACGAGUGCUGUCCAGUGACAAAGUUUUGAUGAGGUACGAUCCCCAGAUGCCCAUCAAACUGAUCACUGAUGCCAGCUCAGUCGGAGUAGGCGCAGUACUGGUCCACGUCAUGUCUGACGGACUGGAGCGCCCAGUGUGCUACAGCUCAAGAACACUGACGGCAACUGAGAAAAAGUACUCAGUGCUGGAAAAGGAAGCCCUGGCCGUUUCCUUUGGAAUCAAGAAAUUCCAUCAGUACUUGUAUGGACGCCGCUUCUGUCUGGUCACUGAUAACAGAGCGCUGUCCAUGAUUCUCAACCCACACCGUGAGCUGCCUAGCCUGGCUGCGGCACGGAUGCAGCGAUAUGCGCUACAGCUGGCCGCGCAUUCGUAUGAAGUCGAGCUGCGCAGAACAGAUGCGAUGGGAAUCGCCGACACACUGUCGAGACUGCCUUUGAGCAUCGUCACACAAGAGGAGGAAGAGGAAUGGUGCCCCCAGGUACUGAACACGGAGAACGAGGGGCCCACGCUGCACGCAAGAGAAGUGGAGGUGUACACUCGCCGGGACCCAGUACUCGGGAGAGUACUCCAGUACGUGCGCACCGGAUGGCCGGGAACGGUGGAUCCUACGCUGAAGCCGUUCCACCUGAGGCAGGACGAGUUGUCCACGGAGGGCGACUGCGUACUCUGGGGAGGAAGACUGGUGGUGCCGACCAAACUGAGGAACAGAGUGCUGCAAGAAAUACACUCAGGACACAUGGGGAGCAGCAAAAUGAAGCAGCUGGCCCGUCGACAUGUGUGGUGGCCAGGUUUGGACCGUGAGCUGGAGAAUUUGGCCAGCAGCUGUUCAGCCUGUACGGAGAAGAGAGCAUCGCCACCAAAGUCGACUCUGCACCCAUGGGAGCAGACCUCAGGCCCCUGGGAGCGCAUACAUGUUGACUUCGCCGGUCCAUUUCAGGGAACGAUGCUGCUGAUCGUAUCAGACAGUUUCUCCAAAUGGAUCGAAGUCACGGCAAUGAAGUCGACGACUGCGGAACGAACUGUCGAGGAGCUGAGGAAGAUGUUCGCCCGACACGGUCUGCCCAUACAGAUCGUAACAGACAACGGGACACAGUUCACGUCGGAAGAGUUUGCGACGUUCACUAAGAAAAACGGAAUCAGGCACAUCCGAUGGCUGCUACUGGCAAAACCCCAGCAGAGAUGCUAUACGGACGGAACAUCCGGACUCGGCUCGACCUCCUCCGACCGGAUGACAGAACAACAGCCAGAGGUGCUCAAAAAAAGAUGA
This is a messenger RNA of Amphibalanus amphitrite, 3162 nucleotides long. RefSeq lists its product as uncharacterized. Gene Ontology annotation, biological process: DNA integration. The coding region runs from base 1 to 3162 and encodes 1053 amino acids. Lineage: Eukaryota; Metazoa; Arthropoda; Thecostraca; Balanomorpha; Balanidae. The record is from RefSeq and is a predicted model, not a curated record. The transcript is spliced from 2 exons. Gene Ontology annotation, molecular function: zinc ion binding; nucleic acid binding.